This is a messenger RNA of Arctia plantaginis, 1563 nucleotides long. NCBI's taxonomy places the organism in Eukaryota, Metazoa, Arthropoda, Insecta, Lepidoptera, Erebidae. The record is from the annotation of a GenBank genome assembly.
AUGGAGUCUGAUAUUAUCAACUGGAGUAACAAAGAGGUGUUAGAUUUAUUACACAAAGAGAAAAUAUCUAGUUUUCUAACAGAUAUCUUUAAAUCCCAAGAUAUCGACGGUCAGUGUCUUCUUUCCUUUGUUGAUCGAGACUUUUAUGAUUUUCCAUUUGAUCAAUUAAAGUUAGGUGAACGGAAGAGAUUCAUUUUAUUAGUGAAAAAACUGCAGAAACACAACCGUAAUGCGAUGUUCGAGCUUGGACUUUGUGAUGAUGCUCAGAGUAAUCCUUCGACAAAUAUAAACUUUCUUGGAACUAAUUUGUCCCAUUUGAGUUACAAUCUUCAUAAAAAAAUACCCAGUGAAAUAUAUACAAGAAGUUCGGAAUGUGUAUCAACCUACACACCAGAAGUUAAGGCCUCGAGGCUGAAACCCGAGAUAUGGAAGACUGCAAUAGCCCUAGGCUAUCUCUUCUUGGUAACGUGGGUGACAGCUGUUGUGAUGGUGAUUGUGCAUGACAAGGUGCCUGACAUGAAGAAGUACCCUCCGCUACCAGAUUUGUUUUUAGACAACGUGCCACACAUCCCUUGGGCCUUUGACAUGUGUGAAAUUACUGGAUCCUUCCUAAUGGCCAUCUGGCUUGUUGUACUGUUCUUCCAUAAGCAUAGGUUUAUAAUUCUUCGGAGGUUUUUCGCGCUUGCGGGUACGGUGUUCCUCCUCCGGUGUUUCACGAUGCUGAUCACAUCGUUGUCAGUGCCGGGCUCGCAUUUAAAGUGCGAGCCGCGGUCGUAUCCGCCAGCCGACGACUUGACGGUUUGGGGUCGACGGUUGAAGCAGGCCUACGACAUAUGGAGCGGCGCCGGCAUGUCUGUGCGCGGAGUACGCACGUGUGGCGACUACAUGUUCUCAGGACACACUGUCGCUCUUACGCUGCUCAAUUUCUUCAUAACUGAGUACACACCACGCAACCUAUAUCUUCUCCAUAUCUCAACGUGGGUGAUGAAUAUGUUCGGUAUAUUCUUUAUACUGGCCGCGCACGAGCAUUACUCCAUCGACGUGUUCAUCGCGUUCUACAUUACUUCCCGACUCUUCCUCUACUACCACACGCUCUCCAACAAUCAAGCUCUCAUGCAGAAUGACUCUUCCAGAACCAGAAUAUGGUUUCCACUCCUGUCGUUUUUUGAAUCUGAAGUCGAUGGAAUCGUACCGAACGAGUACGAGGGUCCUUUGACAAUUAUAAAUAAUUUAAGACUAUGGUUCGUGCAGUUGAUUACAGAUGUCAAAGAAUCUUCUAUAGCCAAAACUGCUGGCACAAAGCUCCAAGAAGGCGCUGCUAUGGGAGAAUAUUCUGUGGUGAAGCUCGUCGACGGCAUCAAAAGAAACCUUAGCUUAGUCGAAGAAUACAAGACCGCGCGAAGCCAAAGAUUAGUCACUUUUGACAAAAACAUACAAGCUGGCUUAUUAGACGAGUGCCCAGACGUCGAGCUGCGACGCAGAAACUUGGCGGAAUUUCCCGGCGAGUCACUACUCAGAGAAUUCAGCAAUCCUCCCUCUCCGGUUAUGAAAAAAAGUAUAUGA